ACGCAGUGAAGCUCUCGCACUACCCAAUUCCCCGACCGGUCCCGGAGUUAGCAAGCCGUAAUAGUUCCCGCUCCAGCAGGUCGUCAUCUACCACUAUUGUUACGUACCACGUACCUAUUUUGCUGCGGAACGUUCGGUUCAUGGGCGCAUCUCAGUUGCAUUUUGGGUGGAGUGGAGAGGGUAGGAGCCAUCUUGCGGGCGCUGCAGGAAGCCGCAUCGAGCUUGAGUGCUUUGACAGGCAAGAAGGCGAAGAAGGCGACCAAAGGCUAAGAUGGUUGCCAAAGUGGCGGCCAAAUGUGGUGACGUUUGACGUGCUGGUGGCUUCAGACCAGUCGGGAUUGACGCGUACUCACAGUAGGACCCUGAAAACCUGCGACACGGCUGGGUGCACGACACAGUGACAUAGGAGGAGGGGUACGUAUGGGUACCUAUGUAUGGGUAGGUAUGUAUGGGCCGGAGCAAAUUGACCGGAUCUUGGUCCAAUACAAGGCCUGGGAAGGGCUUAAUUAGGCUGGCAUCCUGGUAGUCAAAGCAGAGUCAAUGUGCCGUCAUAGAAGGGAGGCCGGGCGGAGAUGAGCCAGAAAACCAUCCACGGGCCAUGGUGUUGUGCAAGAAUGGCAUCCCCAAAGCGCCUCGCGGCCACUGAGGACGUGUCCUUAGCAUUGGUGCAGUCCGCAGUGUGUGGUGUGUCUCAAGGUUCUUUGUCAGGCCAGGGUAAUCGAAAAAAGUCAGGGUAAGGUUGGUCU
Ilyonectria robusta is the source of this 746-nucleotide messenger RNA. RefSeq lists its product as uncharacterized. The coding region runs from base 141 to 401 and encodes 86 amino acids. The record is from RefSeq and is a predicted model, not a curated record. The transcript has 2 exons. Lineage: Eukaryota; Fungi; Ascomycota; Sordariomycetes; Hypocreales; Nectriaceae.